Molecule: messenger RNA, 1857 nt
Organism: Hydractinia symbiolongicarpus
Lineage: Eukaryota; Metazoa; Cnidaria; Hydrozoa; Anthoathecata; Hydractiniidae
Product: protein kinase C and casein kinase substrate in neurons protein 1-like
Exons: 5
Coding region: 111-1607 (498 amino acids)
Biological process (GO): plasma membrane tubulation; regulation of endocytosis; cytoskeleton organization
Cellular component (GO): endosome; plasma membrane; cytoplasm
Molecular function (GO): phospholipid binding
Source: RefSeq, a predicted model, not a curated record
AUUAAUAAGAAUAUCAAUAAAAUUGUUAAACAAAUUGUACGAAUGAAUUUAUUUUUACUAAAACGACAGAAAAAGCUAUUCUUAUUUCUAUUCAUUUUUCGACACGAGAUAUGAAACAAUCUACAGACCAGCAGGAUAACAACAAAACGCUUCACCAUUCAGCAGACGACGUUGCGAUUGAAGAUAUUUCAGAUAUAGAUCUAAGUGACAAAGAAAUGGAUUCCACAGAUGAUUCAAAAGUAAAAGAAAUAAAAGAAAACACUGAAAAAGAAAAUGAUGAAUCGAAAGAAAAAGAAAUGAAAGAAGAUUUGCCAGCAAUAGAACCUGAAAACCCAGAACAAGAAAAAGACGUAGAAGUGAAUAAGGAGCAGAAAGAAACAAAGGAAAAAGAAGCCGAUAAAAAAGAAGAAGAAAUGCCAGAGGCAACUAAGGAGAUUGUAGAGCAAGAGAAAGUAAAAGAGCCUUCAAGCGACGAAACCUCAGCUGAGCAUGAACGCGAUAAACCUAUAAACAAACCUUCCACACCUACUGCUCCACCGCCGGCCGACGCUCUACUGUAUCCAGUUUUACAGGAGCAAGAGAAAUUAGUUAAAGAGAUUGAAAUCAAAGAAGGAAACACCAAGGUUCAACCUGUUGAAGAAAAUUUUUGGAUUGAAAAUAAUUAUCGCAAAGUUGUACGACGAAUAGAGGAUGGUUCUAAAACAUUGGAAGAUUUGUCUAAAAUGAUCCACGAAAGGGCUGAAAUUGAAAAUUUAUAUGCGACUAAACUUAAAUCAUGGCAGAACAAGUGGUUCGAAGUUUCCAACAAAUCCUUCGAAUAUGGGACAUCAUUUUCAGCUGUCAUCGACGGGCUAAAAGAAGGAGUAUCGUUAGCAGAUCUCCAUUCAUCAGUUUACACGAGGCUUGAAGGUCUAAGUAAAAGUAUUCAAGAAUGGAGAAAUGAAGUUUACCCAAAAACGCUCACAAAAAUAAAAGAAGCAAAAAGAAGCGAAGAAGCUUUUGCUAAAGCUCAAAAGCCUUGGGUUAUAAAAUAUAACGAAGCUAACAAAUGUAUGAAAGCCUACCACUCCGCCAAUCAUCUUUGGGGACUUGCAAAAACAGAAGAAAAAAGCUCUACUGAAUUAACACCUGAACAGAAGUCAAAACUUCAAACAAAAGUUAAAAAAUUAGAACAAGAGAUUGACGUCAAUAAAGAAAAGUAUAAAGAAGCUUUACGAGACAUCAGCAAUUAUAAUCCUAAAUAUAUGGACGACAUGCAGUACGAGUUUGGAAAGUGUCAGAAGUUUGAAGAAACAAGAAGAACAUUUAUUAAGGAGAAGUUGAUUGCUCUACAUGCAUGCUUGGAUCGCACCAUUUUUAUUGAAAACUAUAAAGACAUCUACGCUGAGUUAAGUUUAGUAUACCAAAACAUACAUAUUCAAAAUGAUUUAAAUUGGUACCAGCAAAGUUAUGGUAUCGACCAUCCGUUUGUGACGCUGUCAUAUGUUGAGUAUGAUCCCGCAUUGCACAACCCGCACGAAACCCCUGCAAAUGGUCAAACAAACCAGAGAGCAACACUUUCACCAUCAUCGAAACAAAAAAAAAGUGGCGUUUGCACAACUUUAUAAACAAAGGCCUUCCUAAUGCUGAAAGCAGUUACUGUGAUCUGGUCCUGAUUUUGACGCGUUCUUAUGCAGAACUUAAAGUGAAUAAGUGAAGGCGUAUAAAGCAAUUCUUCCUUAACGAUAGUUUUAACAACUUCGAUCCCAAAGUCUCUUUGCAUCAGUUGCACAACAACAAGACAAAAAGUUAAUGCUUUCGUAUUGUAUGAAGAAUUAUUUCAUUUCUAUUUUAACAAUAGAUUUUGGUUAUUUUUUA